CACACGCCCACAUAUAUAUAAGCUGUAAGCAUACUUCCAUAAUCUUAAAACAAUCAGAAUCAACACUACAAGUCUACACCACCAAAAAUCACACAAACUAAAAUGGAUGCAUCAGGAAAUUGGCAAUUACUAAAUCCAGAACAAGAGAUGAAUAUCAUGGUAUCAGCUUUACAGCACGUGAUUUCCGGAGGUAGCAACAACCAACGACCACCUGAUGAUGGGUCCCAUUUAGUUACACAAACACUUCAACAUAAUCAAGUUUCAACCACGUGGUCUCCUCCAUCAUUUGCCACGUCAGAAAGCCCGCCAACAAAUUCACAAAUUGAAAGUUCAAAUUCUAGUAACAACGUUGGAAAACAGAGGAAAAGGUACAGCAGAAAUAAGUACAGAGGAGUACGGCAAAGACCAUGGGGAAAAUGGGCUUCCGAGAUUAGGGACCCACAUAGGGCAGCUCGCGUUUGGCUCGGAACAUUCGAAACCGCCGAAGAUGCCGCCAGAGAGUAUGAUCGUGCCGCCGUUCGAUUUCGGGGCCCACGCGCUAAGCUUAAUUUCUGCUUAUCUGAUUAUCUUCCACAGCUUGAAGAGUACAACAAUUUUCAUAAUCAUUAUCGUAAUAAGCAGCAAACCAUCAAUCAGACUAAUAAUAAUAAUAAUAAUAAUAAUAAUAAUAAUGUUAUUGGUACUAAUCAAGUACCAGAGACAAGUGAUUUUGUGCAAAUCACUGAUAGUGAGGAACUUGAACAUUGGGUGAAUGGCUUAAUUGAUGAUAUCCCGUCAUGGGACAUACCAUACGGGAUAUCUCGAUUUUGAAUUUUACAUUGUUGUUCUUUGGAAGUUGUAACUUAAGAACAUGUUGCAAUUACAAAAAAAUCGAGGAAGUAAGUUAGUACGAAUGUACAAUAGUCGAUAAUUAUGGACUUAUGGUAGUUUUAAAAGGAGCAAAUGAAAGAUUGUCUUCUUUUUUUUCACUUUUAGGGAGAUGAUCUGUUUUUUUUAUGUACCCAGAUCAUAGCUAGUUUUUUUUUUUUUUUUUUUUUAAUUUGAUCAAGAACUUGUUGAAUAUAGUUAGACUUGCUUGUACACUCUUGUAUAUUGCUGCUCUAUACUACUCCAUAAGUGAGUGCUUGAGUUUAAUAUUUGUAAGAAAAUAAUACUAGUUGUCUAA
Molecule: messenger RNA, 1165 nt
Organism: Beta vulgaris subsp. vulgaris (sugar beet)
Lineage: Eukaryota; Viridiplantae; Streptophyta; Magnoliopsida; Caryophyllales; Amaranthaceae
Product: ethylene-responsive transcription factor ERF098
Exons: 1
Coding region: 103-810 (235 amino acids)
Biological process (GO): regulation of DNA-templated transcription; ethylene-activated signaling pathway
Molecular function (GO): DNA-binding transcription factor activity; DNA binding
Source: RefSeq, a predicted model, not a curated record